Molecule: messenger RNA, 2770 nt
Organism: Diceros bicornis minor
Lineage: Eukaryota; Metazoa; Chordata; Mammalia; Perissodactyla; Rhinocerotidae
Product: sialic acid-binding Ig-like lectin 8
Exons: 7
Coding region: 1-1398 (465 amino acids)
Biological process (GO): cell adhesion
Cellular component (GO): plasma membrane
Molecular function (GO): sialic acid binding
Source: RefSeq, a predicted model, not a curated record
AUGCUGCUGCUGCUGCUGGCCCUGCUGUGGUGGAGGCAGGGGGCCAAGGGAUGGUGGGAGGUGGAAAAGGGUUACCAGCUGCAAGUGCAGGAGUCAGUGACGGUGCAGGAGGGACUGUGUGUGUUUGUGCCCUGCUCCUUCUCCCACCCUUGGAGUCACUGGAGCAGCUCUACACCAGCUCGUGGCUACUGGUUCCGGGAAGGGGCAAGAGUAGGCCAGGAUGCUCCUGUGGCCACAAACAGCCCAUAUCGAGGAAUGCAGGAGGAGACCCGGGGCCGAUUCCAUCUCCUUGGGGACCCCGGGAAAUACAACUGCUCCCUGGACAUCAGAGACGCCAGGAGGACAGAUGACGGAAAAUACUUUUUUCGAGUGGAGAGAGGAAGUGUGAUAUAUUCUUACACAAGUAACCAACUCUCUGUGCAUGUGACGGCCCUGACCCACACACUCAACAUCUUCAUCCCGGAGACCCUGGAGUCAAGCCACCCCAGGAACCUGACGUGCUCUGUGCCCUGGGCCUGUGAGCAGGGCACGCCCCCCAUCUUCUCCUGGAUGUCGGCUGCCCUCACCUCCCUGGGCCCCAGGACCCGCCUCUCCUCGGUGCUCACCCUCACCCCACGGCCCCAGGACCAUGGCACCAACCUCACGUGUCAGGUGAAGUUCCCCACAACCGGUCUAACUGUGGAAAGGACCAUCCAGCUCAACGUCACCUACUCUCCACAGAACUUGACCGCCACUGUCUUCCAAGGAAACAGCACAGCACCCACAGUCCUGAAGAACGGGUCCUCUCUUUCAGUCCAGGAAGGCCAGUCACUGCACCUGGUCUGUGUUGUUGACAGCAACCCCCCAGCCAGGCUGAGCUGGGCCCAUGGGAGCCAGACCCUGAGCCCCUCACAGCCCUUGAACCCCGGGGUCUUAGAGCUGCCCCAGGUGGAUUGGGGGCAUGAAGGCAAAUUUACCUGCGAAGCUGAGCACCCUCAGGGCUCCCUGCACGUCUCCCUGAGCCUCUCUCUGCAGAGAAAAGCGUGGCCUUUAUCAGGAGUGGUGAUGGGGGCCGUGGGGGGAGCAGGUGCUACAGCCUUGCUCUUCCUAUCCUUCUGCGUCAUCGUCAUCAUAGUGAGGUCCCGCAGGAGGAAAGCAGCCAGACCAGCAGAGGAUGUGGGUGACACGGGCAUGGAGGGUGCAAACAGUGUCACGGGGUCAGUCUCUCAGGGUCCCCUGAUUGAAUCCCAGAAGGGAAGCUUCCUGGACCACCCUCCCCCAGAUGUGGCUGCCCCCUUCUCAGGGGAGGACGAAGAGCUCCAUUAUGCAUCUUUCAGCUAUUGUGGCCUGAAGCCUCGGGAUCCACAGGUACAGGAGCCCACUGGUAAUGAGUACUCAGAGAUCAAGAUCCACAAGUGAGAAACUGAAGAGACUCAGCCCUGGCUUGAGGGAUCACGGUUCCUGUGGUUCAAACAAAAGUCCCGGGCUGAUUGCUGUAGAGUUAAAAAUCCCUCUAAAUAGUGUAAAGAGCACAGACUUUGGAACCAAAGAGUUUUGAGUUUGAGUCCACAUCUGCCUCUUGACUAAGUAAGUGACAGACAAACUCCUACCUCUCUGCCUCAGUUUCCUGCUUUGUGAAACCUGGAUGAGAGCCCCACCUGCAAAUUCAUAGUGAGAAUUCUGGCAGUGAAAUUCUAUCACAGCACCUGCCACAAAGUGUAUGCUGAACACAUGCUGAACCCUGAUGCUUUGAACAGAAAAGUCCUGCUGGGAAUUUCUCCUGACUCUGGAGGGGACCAGUGUCACAUCUCAGAUCUAGCACACAGGUCCCUUCUCCUGGAAUGUCCUCCCACCAGGCCUUCAUCUGCCUCUGUAAUUGAAAGCCGAUCUCCAGAGGUGAACUUCCGGGUUGAGAUGGGAAAGCCAGGCUGCAGCUCAUGGUCUCCCCUCUAGAGACAAAUCAAAUGAAUGAGGAAGGUUCCCAAAUGCUCACAUGACCAUCUGAUGAAUGAAACAACAUGAUCCCCAAAUUCUCCUACAGCACCCAGACGAAGACAGGAAUAUAUCACAGCAGUCACUUCAUGAACUAGCUUCUAUGGAAAGAAAUCAAAGGAUUGGAUGAAGCUUUAAAAAUUCCCUACAGAUGGACCCCUGCCCCUUUAUAACAGCAGCAAGAAACAUAAGGCACCAAGGAAAUUUUUAAAAUUUAAACAGGCAAUACCUCCAUACUGAAAAAUACAGAACAUUGCUGGCAGAAAUUAAAGAAGAUCCACAUGAAUGAAGAAAUAUACCUUGUUCAUGGAUGGGAAGACACAGUAUUGUUAAGAUGUCCGUUUUCUCCAUAUUGAUUUCAAGUAAUCCCAGUCAACAGACAUAAAGCGAGAGUCAUCAAGAGAGCGUGGUGUGGACAGAACAGAGUCCAUAAACGGACCCACACACUAUACAGAAUCCACUGAACUACACCCAGUCUAUUCAUCUAGGAAAGGAAGGACUUAACAAAUUGGUAGAACAAGUGGAUUAAGGUUUGGAAAAAAUGAACCUUAUAAAUGACACAUUUGGUUUAUAUAAUUUGAAUCAUGCAGUUUGUACUCAUGUGUUUUUUUUCAUUCGGUAUUAGUGUUUUUGAGAUUCAUCAAUGCUGUUGUGAGUAUGAGUAUUUUGUUUCUUUAUUACUGAGUAAGAUUCCAGUAUAUUACACUUGGUUUACUCCUUUUUCUGUAGAUGCACAUUUGGUUUGCUUCCAUUAUUUGACAAUUAUGUAUAAAGCUUCUGUGAAUGUAUUUGCACAAGA